UCAAAGCUCGCGUAUAUUCAGUCUGCUCAGUGCUCGAAGAGCGACGACAAGUUCCAAAGUAGUUUCCUUUGUUUUGUGUGCUAGUUUUUACUAGUUGGGUUCGAGUAGAAGGACAAGAAGUAACUAAAGAGGAUCAAAACACGAAUAAAGCCAACCCAACAGAAGUCGCAAGGAAAUACAAAAAAAAAAAAAACCUUUACUCGCAUUAUUGUCGGGGGCAGUCUAUGCACAGGAAGCGCAUGUCCUCCUGUAUCAACUCGUGUGUCCCGUCGUUCGUGUCUUCGGCCCGGGUUAUCAGUAUGCCGUGCAACAGAAGCUCCUGAGUGGCCGUGCGUGAAGUGUAGGGUCGCACUGCCCUGUUUAUCAGGACCAAAGAGAGCUUUGCCCCCCCCCCCCCCGAUAAUUGCUAGUGCGGCAAGAGGAGGAGUGAGGGAGGCUGUUCGCCGCACGGAGGAGGCUGCAGCAGCGGCGAGUCCAACGAUUUUCUCUGGGUAGCUUGCGGAGCUCCUACACGUAGCGAGUUCUUGCUGAGUACGAAGACGACGUCGACGCCGCCGCCGACGACGACGACGAGGAGGAGGAGGAGGAGGAAUACGAAAAAAUGGCCGAAACGAGUCAGCAGCAGCAUCAGGAGGUCGAGGAGCCCAAGACGAACGGCAUCGACCUCACCGAGGAUGAGAAGAGCAAAAUGAGGCCCGCGGAUAUUGACGCUGACAUGAAAGAAAUGGAGAGGAGAAAGCGAGUCGAGAUGAUGAUAAACUCGCGCCUGUUCAGGGAGGAGCUCGAACGUAUCAUAGAAACUCAAAUGAAGGACGGCGCCGGUCCCAGCGGACUACUGCAGCAAAUCUCUGAAAUGAUGGGCUACCAGGGAGCUCGUUUCAACAGCAAUGUGUUCAAAAAUUCGAACUGCGUCGUCCCGAUAAACGACAUACGCGGAGUCGAGAGCAUGGGUUACGCCAAGGGCGAGAAGCUGCUGCGCUGCAAACUCGCCGCGGUCUUCCGGUUGCUCGAUCUCUAUGGAUGGACGCAAGGCGUUGGGGGCAUGAUAACCGCUCGCCUCAACCAGGAUCAAGAGCACUUCCUCGUCAAUCCGUAUGGUUUGCUUUACCACGAGGUGACGGCCUCGAGCCUCGUCAAGGUUGACAUGCAGGGCAACGUCGUCGAGCAGGGCACGACGAACUUCGGUGUACACAUGGCCGACUACCAGUUGCACUCGACCAUUCACGCCGCGCGUCCAGACAUCAAGUGCAUCAUCCACAUCGCGACGCCCUCCGUCACAGCAAUAUCGUCGCUCAAGUGCUCUCUUCUGCCAAUCAGCCAAGAGAGCAUAGUCAUUGGCGAGGUGAGCACCCACACGUACACUGGCAGUCUAGAGCCAGAGGAGCGUGAAAAGCUCGCGCGCAGCAUCGGCAUCCUCAACAAGGUCCUUCUGUUGACGAAUCAAGGCGCGCUCUGCUGUGGCGCAUCGAUCGAGGAAGCCUUCUACAACGUUUACAACACGGUGCUGGCCAGCGAAACGCAGCUUAAACUGAUGCCCGUUGGCAUCGACAAUCUCGUCCUGAUCUCGGACGAGGCACGCAAGGCCAUAUACGAAGCGUCGCGGAAGGCACCGGUGCCUCAGAAGAGCAGUGUAGCUGCGGAGUCCUCGGGUCUCGCUGAAAAGGUCGAAAAGCGCUACCACGUUGGUGGCACGAAAUUCGAGGCCCUCAUGCGCAUGCUCGACAAUGCGGGCUUCCGUACGGGAUACAUUUACAGACAGCCUUUAGUCAAAACCGAACCUCCCAGGCCACGUAACGACGUCGAAGUACCUCCUGCCGUUUCUUCCCUCGGCUAUUUGCUUGAGGAAGAGGAAUUAUACAAAACUGGAAAUUGGAAAUUUGGUCGCAAAGGAAACGACAGAACACGUUGGCUGAACUCACCAAAUGUUUAUCAGAAAGUAGAAAUCCUAGAGACUGGCACACCAGACCCAAAGAAGAUUACUAAGUGGGUGUCAGAUGGCUCGCCGACCCACAGCAGUACUCCGGUCAAGAUCGACGGUGCCCUUAUGUUCGUACCGAAAAACACAAAUCCAAAGGAAUUCAAACAACUUCAACAACAGAUCAAAGACUAUCGAAGAGCUGACAAAAUUUCAGCUGGUCCACAGUCACAUAUUUUGGAAGGUGUUACGUGGGAAGAGGCAAAGAAGAUGCAGGAUGCAACAAUAAGUGGAACUGGGGAACAAGUCGUCCUUGUUGGGGCCGCUAGCAAAGGUAUUAUCCAGAGAGGUUUCCAACACAACGCCAUGGUAUACAAAACUCCAUACGCAAAAAAUCCUUUUGAUCAAAUCACGGAUCAAGAGCUCGACCAGUACAAAAAAGAAGUUGAGCGAAAGACUAAAGGAGAUGGAUACGAUGAGUCACAGUCAGAAUCAGAGGGUCUUUCGUCCUUCAACAUCAGCCGCGCAACUCAUGAUACGAGCACUGCCAAGAGCCCCGUUCAGUCGCCAGUUUCUGUCACCUCAGAAACGGAAGAAGAAAGUAGAGAUGAGCCUAAAGUAUUACGGAUAGAAACCAAACAAGUGCCUGCGCCGAGUCAACCGGAAGUUGUGCUUAGCGAUGGAAUGUCCGGUGUAUGGAGCUUUAGCAGUAGCCGCAGCCAUUCCAGCGAAGAUUCCGUUUCCUCAUCGUGGAUGCACGACGGCAGCACAAACGGUCUGUGUAAGCUCGAAAGAACUCGAUCUCAAGAACUGGCUCGCCCGAUGUUCCCUGUAUUAGUUGAUGUUGCUGGCAGCUCAACUGAGUUUAAAAAUCGAAUUAGGAAAGCCAAGUUUUUCCAAAACUACGAGAAUAUGAUGAAGAAAAACAUCAAUAGCAAUGGCUUGAUUGUCAAGAGUGAGAGCGAUUUGAGUGCCAAUAAUGUAGAAGCUUCAAGUUUAGACGAAGAAGUAGAGAUAUCAGACGAGUGCCAGACCGCUGAAGAACAGUUUGAACAAAACUUGGAUAUUACACUAACCGAUGUCAAGUUUACAAAGAGUGCUGACGUAGAUUUUGCUGAGAAAGUGGACUUAUCCUUGAGUAGUACCAUUACAGAGAACAAAGAUGACACAUUACUUUCUCCAAGAUUAGUUAAGCAGAGUAUGGAGAUGUGUAAAAGCAAGGACAGUAUUAUCAGUAACUUCAGAAAAUCCUUGGACAGCGUUUUUAAUUCUCUUUCUUUGGAAAAAAACAUUGGAGACGAUAAUAUCAAAUAUAUAAAUGAUGAAAAUGUCGUAGAGUCCGUUACAAAAGAAAAAAAUGAUGAAUGUACUUAUAAACUAAAAACAGACUUGAUCAAUACUGAUAAUCUAGUGGAUAACUCGAAAGAAAAUGAAAAAUCUGGUGAUGAAUUUGAUGAUUUCGAAAUCGUUAAUAACGGGGAUCAAAGAACUUUAAGUGAAACGAGUGAUACAAUAAACCAUCUUGUUCCAGGAGAGUUUGUUGUUGAAAAAGAUACUAAUGAGGGAGAGCAAUAUGUAAGUGAAAAAGAUCUGCUAGUCAAGAAUGAACCAUGUACUGACAAUCAAAGCAUAAUUAAAAGUAAUUCAGUAAACAAUAUAAAUGUCACAGUGGGCUCAGAAGCAAUACCAAGUCCAAGUGAUGAUAAUAAUAAGCCAUUGAACAACAGUCCCUUGAAAGAGAAUGAAAAAUCCAUUGAUGAAUUUGAUGAUUUCGAAAUCGUUAAUAACGAGGAUCUAAGCACUUUAAGUGAAACGAGUGAUACAAUAAACCAUCUUGUUCCAGGAGAGUUUGUUGUUGAAAAAUAUUCAAGUACCAGUGAAGGAGAGCUAUAUUUGAGCAAUAAAGAGAUGUUUUUCAAUAAAGAAUCAUGUACUGACAAUCAAAGUACACAUAAACAUGCCGAAGAAAACUAUCCUGAAGUCACAAGAGAAGACGCUUCUAUUUACAGCAAAUGCUAUGGUGCUUCAGUGCUUGAAAGUAUCGCAGAUUUAUUUGAAAGUCCAGUACAAAUGAUAACAAAUGUAGAAAAGGAAAAUAAUAAACAUUUUGGCAAUUGUGAAAUAGAGUCGAUUAUCGAUGAGGAGCAAAUAAACAAUGACUUGGACGAAACUGUUGAUAAGGAACAACAAUAUUUAAUUGAAAGGGAUACAAAUAUCAUAAAUCUUAUGGAAGAAGGGCCUUGUAUCGAUGAAUAUAUUGGUACCAAUGAAGUAGAGCAAUAUUCAAGCAAAGAAUAUCUGUCUUUCAAUAAUGAACUGUUUGUUGGCGAUCAAAAUGUCGAAGAAAAUAACGUAGAAAGCGAUUUAGAAGAUACAAUAGAAUUAGAAAGAACUUCAAGUUCUAAUAGUAGCCAAUUUGAUGACUCAAUGCCUGAAAGUAUCACAGUUUUACCUGUAAGUCAAAUGCAGACAAUGACAAAUGCAAAAGAAAAAAAUUAUGAACCAUUUAGAAAUUGUGAAACAUACUUGACUGAAAAUGAUGAGUCACUACCCAACAAUCACUUGGAAGAAAAUGAAAAAACUUUUAUUAAAUUUGAUUAUACUAAAACUGUUGGUGUCGAGAAACAAGACAUCUCUGAAACAAAUGGAAAAACAAUUAAUCUUGUUGAAGAAAGACCAUAUGUGAACGAAUAUAUUGAUACCAAUGAAGUGGAGCAACAUUUAAGUAAAGAAGAUGUCGAUAAUGAGUCAUGUUUUGACGAUAAAAAUAUGGAAGAAACUACUGUUGAAAACUAUUUAGAAAACACAAAAGAAUUAGAAACAAUACCAAGUUUUCAGAAAAGUGAUUAUGAUAGUGGCCCAAUGCUCAAAUAUUUCAUAGUUUUACCUGUUAAUCAAGAACAGGUAGUGACAGACACACAAGAGGAAAACAGUAAACCCACCUACAGUUGUGAAAUGGACUUGAUUGUUAAUGAUGAGCCACUGAACAACGAUUACUUAGAAGAAAAUGAAAAAUCUUACGAUAAUCUUGAAAUUGUUGAUUGCAAGAAACGAGAAAUUUCAAGUGAAACGGAUGAAAAAAUAAUUGAUCCCUUUAAAGAAGAGCCCAGUAUGUAUAUGUUUACCGAUACCAAAGAAGGAGAGCAAUAUUUAAGCAAUGAAGAGCCAUUUGUUGAGAAUGAACUAUAUACUGCCAAUCAAAGUACAGAAGAAAACUAUCCAGAAGUCACGAGAGAUUCAGAAGCAAUAUCAGCUUCUAAUAACAGCAAAUGCGAGGUUUCAAUGCUAGACGAUUUAACAGCUUCAUCUGUAAACCAAGUUCAGGAAAUGACUUUGAUAUCAAAUGGGUAUUAUGAUCAAACCAGAAAUUCAGAGAUAGAGAGUAGCUCGAUUAGUUCAAACCAUUCAAAGCAAACCGAAGUAAAAGAUCCAUUCGUGGAAAACUUGAUGGAAAAACUGUGGAAAGUCGAAAGCGAUGUGGAGUCGCGUUUCACUUCGGAUCAAUCGCAAGAUGAGACCGUCCACGAAAGCGAGACCACGGACGGUCUGUCAGAUGGCUCCGUCAAGAUUCGCAAGAAAAACUUGAGCAAGAGAGCUUCCGAGUCACCUAGUGUCAACAAGAACUACGACAGAGACUCUUCCGACGAAGAAUGUAAUGAAAAAAAGUCCCAGGUUCUUAAAUCCUUGAAACAUCUAGAGAUUCUCGAGCUUACGUACUCCGAACUCGAGCGCAGCAGUGAUAACCCGUCGUCCAGAAACAGUACCGUGAGUUAUGACGAUCUCGUGGUAAAGCGAAAUCCAGAUGAGCGUCGCGACAGCCUCGUCGAACUUAUCAAUAUGUGCGUUGACAGUAAUCGAUACGACACUCCGAAAAGGCCUUCCACUAGAAUUACUCUCGAAAGGCUGCAGAACGCCCAAAUCUCGGCAAAGUACAACAAAGACAUGAAGCACGUGACCGACCUGUAUCGUUUGAAUCCUGGAUACGAAACCAGUCUUGAUUCCGAUCUCGACACGACUUUGAACACAGUAAUCGAUAAUCGUCAAGUCAACUCUGAACUUUUAUGUGAAAAUCAAUUUGUGGUGUCUGGUGAUGUGGAUAACAAAAAUAGCUUUGGUCCAACGAGUGACGAGGAAAAAGACACGGAAAAUCGAGAUUAUUGCUUGCAAGACGAAACGGAAAGUGAUGUCGAUAACGAAGACACAGACGAAAACAGCGAAGACAUCAUUUGGCUUGAAAUUUCCAAGGGAGAUGAAAACGACGCUAAUGUCGAGCGGUCUGAAGCUUCUUUCCAAUCAAACGUGUCGAAUCAAGGCUCCGAUAUUCUCGAGUUGUCGUCACAAACAUUUCAAGAGCUCAAAACAUCCAAUCACGACGAGUUCAUUAAGAACAUCAGUUCAUCGGUGGAUGAGAUCAUCGAAGAACUCAAUAAUUCUCCGGACGACAAGAGAGGAUCCAAUCUUGCGCUGUAUGUACCGAGCGACGUCACCAAGUGUUCGGCACUAGAGUUGACGAUUUAUGCCGAGCAAAUAGCCGUAUUGCAGUUUGUUAAGCACAUUAUCAAAGAUUUAGUCGAUCGUUUGCCCUGUUACGGUGACGACUUCUUGACAAGCUCACAGGUUGGUAGUUGCGAGGUGGCGAGGGCAUACGAAUCUACAGACUCGAGCGUUUAUGUGAUUAGCGAAGUAAUUCACCAUUUUGUUGAUAAGGAGGCUGGUUUAGAUGCUCACGAUUUAAAGAGUAAGAUUAUUGUUACCGACAAGGAAGUGAAAGAAAGCGUGAAUAAAGAGUUGAAAAAUUUGAAGGACGAUUACGAUGCCGAGGAUGAGCAAAGCAUGAAGUGUUCGACGCCAAAACACUCGCCGUCUGUGUAUCCAAGUGGAAGCAACAACUUUUCCGAAUCUUCAGAAGAAGAAGAAGCAGAAGUUGCAUCAGAAAUACUCGGUGAGAACGAAAUUUGCGGAACUGUUGUGGGAGUUGCAACAGAUUUGUCGAAAAAUCAGCAGGUGCCGAUUACAGCCGCUGUGUCCUCGGUUUCGUCCUCAUCGGCGGAAUCUCAUCAUCCCGUGGAGCCCGAAACAACCGAUAAUGACACUAAAUCGGAUAACAGCAAGGAGAAGCAGACCGACAGUUCUGAAAACUUGAAAAACCAAUCAAAAUCCUCAAGCGAUCAUUCCAGUUCGAAAAUAUCCUCGGACUCUUUGAAUGCUCAGGCUGACGAAGCACAAGAGGAGUGCACCGAGUUGGAAAAUGGUGUCAACAACAAAGUAACGUUUAGUGUAAUCAGUUGUGGAAAUAAAAAUGAUUCUAUCAUCUUACAAGAAGGUAGAGCGUAUUCAGAAAGCAAUAGCCAAGAUGAAGGCGAAGACACAAGUAAAAAGCUAACCUUUUGCAUGAUUCAUUACAAAGGAGAAUAUACCACGAACUCUGAGGACGAAUCUAAGGCUUCUGUCGAAAAUGUAAGUGAAAACGAUCUAGACUUUGAUACGAGCUUCAAAGAACAUUGGAUGCAAAAUCAAGAAGAGUUGGACCAGUUGUGGGAACGUACCGAUGCACUGUCGGAAGAGAUAUACAAAAAAGAACGUAUGGCUGUUGACGGUGGUAAUGCCAAGUCGUUCAGCAGCGACGAGUGUGACGAAGAAAUUCAACAGAUAAGCCGAGAAAUCUUGAAAAACAUAUCACCCGAAUUCUUUUCCAACGAAGAGUUAAACUCUUUAAUAUUCCACGACGAUAACGACUGCGAGGAUGCGACGACUGAGACUCACGAGCAAUUCGAAAAAGUCGAUGACCUCAAAAUCUGCACGUGCUAUCACAGCUGCACCUGUUGUCCCAACGCAUCCAACAGCUCGAUGGUGUUGCAAAACAUGCGUAGCAAUUCUCUGUCACCUAUAAACGAGGACUCGGAGCCCGAGGACAGCUUCGUUGAUGGUUUUGUAUAUCGCGAGGUCGACUCUUUCGAGACAUUGCCGCCAAUAUAUGCCGAGCAAGAAGACAGCUACACCACUGACACGGCCGAGUGCGACUCUCGAGUCACGGAUUUCUACUCGUGUCAGAACUCCGAGUCCAUGAAUUCUGCCCUCGAGGAGCAGGAAAUUUUGGAAUCAACGCACUCUCUCUCGGCCGAAGAAGCUAGCGACUACGACAAUGUAGUGUACAUGGCCGAUGUGUCAGCGAAUAACAACGCCUCGGACGUGUCGAACGGAAACUCCAGGGACGAUUCAAGUGUCUCGGAGCGCAUGAAUGACAGCGAUCGGAAGUUUAAUGUAACCGAUAACCUCGCCGAUGAGUCCUGUAUCAGUCCAACUCACGGAAACCACAAGUCUUACAUUAUCGAGUGUCUGACCGUUUCCAGCCACGUGGAGUUUUUAAAGCUGGAAAAACAGUGUUCUGACGAUAGUUACGCUGCUGGUGGCACAUCAGAGCUCGACUCGUCGCUCAACAAUUUAUUCAAGAUUGAAGAUAAUAGAAUUAUUUGCGAAGCUUUCGAUGCCCUUCUAAAUUAGGAUUACAACUUACCAAGAGUCCAAAGAUUUAAUCCACAGCUGGAUUGUGGAAAUUAAUUUUUUUUAGCAUUACAAAGAAAAAUAAUAGCUUUUAUUAAAAAUAUAUACCCCCUAUGUGAUUAUUAUAUUCAAAGUCUGAUUGUUGUGGUUAUUAAACUGUACCUAUUUUAGCGGGUUCAUUUGUGAUUGAACGUAUUUUAUUGAAUAGCUUUAAAAUAAAGUUGCAAUUGUUGCCUUGUAGAAUUAAGGGUCGAAAUAGUGCCUUACAAGAGUGAUUAAGUUAGAUAACCUCAAGCUGCCAAAGAUUAGAAUGUAAUAAAACGUGAUAAACUAAAAUUAUAAAAUUAGUGCAGCUAAUACAACAAAGAACAAUUUAAUUACGCGGUGAUUAAAAAAAAAAAAACACAAAAAAAUAAAUUGUGAAAAAUAGUUAAGUUAACGUUAAUUACCAUAAUAUUUACUUGCAAAAUGUAAUUUAUCCUUACAUAUACCAUUGAUUUAAUGUUCCUUUUUAAAACCUACUACAUUGAUUAUUUUUCAAAUAAAACUUUCAUUUCAUUGCAA
Molecule: messenger RNA, 8980 nt
Organism: Copidosoma floridanum
Lineage: Eukaryota; Metazoa; Arthropoda; Insecta; Hymenoptera; Encyrtidae
Gene: hts
Product: adducin 1-like protein hts
Cellular component (GO): cytoskeleton; postsynaptic density; plasma membrane
Molecular function (GO): actin filament binding
Source: RefSeq, a predicted model, not a curated record